AUGCUUAAUUUAAUGUCUUUUUCAUCGUCAAAUUUUGGUCGAUAUGCUUCACAAACAGAAUUUUCUAUGGAUGAAUUAAAUGAUAUAAAUGAACGUACACAAAUACAACAAAUUAUAACAACGAAUAAUAUUCCAUCAUUAAUGUCAUUAUCAAUAACACCACCAAUAACAACAAAAAAUAAUCAAGAAAAAUCAACAAUUCCUACAUCUAUAAUCAAAGAAAAUAUUGAACCAUUACCAUUUCCACAACAUGGUUUAGGUCCAAUUCAACGACCAACUAAACUUUCAUGUUCAACAACUAUACAAUCAUCAACAUCAUUUCUUACUGAUUCUACUCAAUCACCAAAUACACCUGAUGUACUUGUUCAAAUAAAUCGUCUUCUUGAUCAUUCAAAUAGUGUAACAACAAUAGCAUCAACACCUAAUGUUCCUAUAUCAACAUUAAUCAAUGAUAUUUCAACACCAAAUGUUUCAUGGACACCAUUUUUACCAGGAGAAUGGUCAUCUAAAUAUGAUUCAUCAUGGCCAACAACAAAUCUUCAAACUCCAAAUGUUUCUGUUACAAGACAAAUACAAAAUCCAUUUUUACAACAACAACAACAACAAAUAACAAAUGAAGAAUCAUCACUUUGGUCAUCAACAUCAUCAAAUCCACGUACAACACAAAAUACUUCUGAAUGGCAAGAAAUUUUUUCAUCUAAUGUUCCUUCAUCAACUCAAACAACAAAAUCAACAGAUAAUUCUUGGUUAAAAUUUUUACCUGUCUCUGAUUCAUCUUCAAUUGAUAGUAUAACAACAAAUAAUAGACAAGAAAAUGAAACAAAUAAUUCAUUUUGGAAUCUAAUGAAUUCUAAUGAAACACAACAAAAUUCAUCAACAUCAUGGUGGCCGAAAACAUCAUCUAAUGGAAAUAAUAAUGAUAAUGAUCAAUCUCGAUGGGAUUUUGCUCGUUAA
Rotaria sp. Silwood1 is the source of this 954-nucleotide messenger RNA. NCBI's taxonomy places the organism in Eukaryota, Metazoa, Rotifera, Eurotatoria, Philodinida, Philodinidae. The record is from the annotation of a GenBank genome assembly.